UCUUGACCGAAAAACAAAACAAACUAGGUGUUUCGGUGUUUUAUUAGAUUAUAUAGUUAUUUUCCUGUAAAUAUGUCUGAUUACGAUCAUGCACGCAUCAAGAAAUUAGUUUUAAAGGGCGAAAAACAUAAGAAAAGCAAAAAACGAAAGAAGGAAAAGGAUGAGGCGGGAUCUUCCAAAAAGCCCAAGGUGGUGGUGGACGAGGAUGCAGUGGAGCACGGUGGAUGGUGGGCAGCAAAGACAGCUGCCGACAUAACGGGAACAGUGUCUAUUGAGUUCAGCGAUAGAUGUUACCUGAAAGCCAUGGAUAAUGGUCUUUUUACUUUGGGAGCACCUCAUAACGCUGGCGAUGGCCCAGAUCCAGAAGAGAUUUUCACCGUGUUUCUCAUUAAUGACCGUAAGGUAGCCUUUAAAUCUGGCUAUGGCAAGUAUUUGAAAAUCGAAAAAGAUGGCAUGGUAACUGGGCGAUCCGAAGCUGUGGGUAGUAUGGAACAGUGGGAGCCAGUUUUCGAGGAAAAUCGAAUGGCCCUGCUUUCGGAAACCGGACACUUUAUGUCCAUCGAUCCCGAAGACGACGCCUGUGUUGCAUUGCGUAAAAAGGUAGGACAAUAUGAGAUCUGUAAAGUGCGGAGUAACGCCGCCAGGGAUGUUGUCAUCGAUACGGAGCCCAAGGAAGAAAAGGGGGACUUGGGCGAAGUUGAAAAGAAUUACGUAAAAAAGUUCCAAAAGUUUCAAGACAAGAAAAUGAGGAUUAAUCAAAACGAUGUAAAAGAACUCGAAGAUGCCAAGGCUCAGGGAUCCCUGCAUGAAACCCUUUUAGACAGACGCAGUAAAAUGAAGGCCGAUCGGUAUUGCAAGUAACCCUAUUUGGAUUUGUAUUCAUUCAUUAAAGAUUUGUGUACCAUUCAUAAAACG
Messenger RNA from Drosophila subpulchrella, 915 nucleotides. It is a transcript of the gene FRG1, whose product is annotated as protein FRG1 homolog. Gene Ontology annotation, cellular component: catalytic step 2 spliceosome; striated muscle dense body; nucleolus. Gene Ontology annotation, molecular function: actin filament binding. The transcript is spliced from 5 exons. NCBI's taxonomy places the organism in Eukaryota, Metazoa, Arthropoda, Insecta, Diptera, Drosophilidae. The record is from RefSeq and is a predicted model, not a curated record. Bases 73 to 861 code for a protein of 262 amino acids.